Molecule: messenger RNA, 1298 nt
Organism: Thamnophis sirtalis
Lineage: Eukaryota; Metazoa; Chordata; Lepidosauria; Squamata; Natricidae
Product: olfactory receptor 2D3
Biological process (GO): G protein-coupled receptor signaling pathway
Cellular component (GO): membrane
Molecular function (GO): olfactory receptor activity; G protein-coupled receptor activity
Source: RefSeq, a predicted model, not a curated record
UAGCUGAAAGGAAGAAAGCAGCCAAGCGAGAUCUCACGUUAAUAUAAUGAGGCAAUAUUCUGCUCAAAUGACUAAUAAAGAAAGAAAAAAACAUUGUGAGAGACAGGUGAAAAAGAACAGAGAUGAAUGAAGGUGAAUAUGGCAAACAAUAUCCUAUGGGAAAAUAAAAGUUCUGUCUCUGAAUUCAUCCUUCUGGGUUUCUCAACCAAGCUGCAAACACAACGGUUCCUUUUUGCUCUCUUCCUCAUCCUGUAUUUGAUGAUUCUCCUAGGCAACGGCCUCAUUAUCAACCUCAUCAGAAUAGACUCUCGUCUCCACACGCCCAUGUACUUCUUCUUGGCCAAUCUAUCUUUCUUGGACAUCAGUUAUAGUUCUACCACAAUGCCCCAGAUGUUAAUACAUCUCCUUGUAAAGAGUAAAACCAUCUCCUUUGUUGGCUGUACUGCUCAAAUGUACAUCUUCCUGUCUUUGGGGAUAACUGAAUGCGUUCUCUACGCCGUGAUGGCUUACGAUCGGUAUGUAGCCAUCUGCCACCCAUUACACUACUCUAGCAUGAUGAGCAAGUCGGUUUGUGUUAAGAUGGUCGUCGGGUCCUGGGCCUGUGGCUUCCUCUUUGCCAUGAUGCACACCGGCUUCACGAUGCGCUUGCCUUAUUGCGGCCCAAACGAGAUCAACCACUUCUUUUGUGAAGUGCCAGCUAUCUUGAAAUUAGCUUGUGCUGACACACGCGUCAAUGAGGUGGUGGACUUUGUGUUGGGGGUGAUCUUGCUCAUGACCCCACUUUCUUUGAUUGCGACCUCUUACAUGUUCAUCUUGAGUGCUAUCCUGAAGAUCCGCUCGGCAGAAGGGAAGUUCAAAGCUUUCUCCACCUGCACCUCACACAUUACAGUGGUGACUCUCUUCUACGGUGCUGCCAUGUUCAUGUACAUGCGCCCAGCUUCCAGCUAUAAGCCAGAAAGAGACAAGAAGUUUUCUCUCUUUUACAAUGUGUUAUCUGCUCUUUUGAACCCAUGUAUUUACUCUCUAAGAAACAAGGAGAUCAAAGGAGCCCUGUGCAAAUGGGUUUGCAUACAAUAAAUGAACACGUAGAUUAUUUAUUAAAAGGGGAAAUGUAAAGAAGAGGACUAUUUUAUAACCAUGCUAUAAUUUAUGCAGGAUAACCAAAUGAGCCCCCAACUCACAAGGACACUGCUUUUGUCGUUCUAUAUAUCAGGCUCAGUACGACCCUGAGCUUGUCGGUCAGAAAGGUCAGCAGUUCAGUGGUUCGAAUCCCUAGUGCAGCAUAACAGAGUGAGCUC